UAUACUGUAUUCAGACCACAGUUGAAGAAAAUGAUUAUGACUGCUAAAAUGUUGCUGCUAUUUUAUCUGACAAAGCUGAACUAAUACCUGCACCGAGUACAGCUGCCUGCCUGUGUUAUCUUGUAAGUAUGCAGGAAUGCCAAAGAUUUUAGUAUUGCUUGCUAGACUCUUCUUGAACUGGUGUGGAAAGGAAUCUUGACAGCUGUGUGGAAGAGACCCGAGUUGCACAGGUUUGCAAUGAAGCAUCUGUCCAUUUCCAAGUGGCUGGGGCAGCUGGGGCUUCCGGAAUACUUCAAACUCUUUGAUGAAAUGUUUGACGGAGUGGAGGACUUACUCCAUUUGAAAGAGGCUGAUCUAAGGCAGAUGGGAAUUGAGAACCGGAUGCACAGAGCAGACAUCGCUUCCAGCAUCCUUCUGCUUCAGGAGCGAGAGAGACGAAAAGAAUUAAAGAUGAUGGCAGCGGGGAAGUAUGCCAGCCUCCCUCGGAAUAUCCACAUCAGCCAUCCGUGCUCACUGGCGUCUGCCAUGGACCUGCACAACAGCGGAAACCCUCCCGUCAAACAGCACUCCAGCCCCUUCCAGAGUAUCUCUAUCCACGGCACCCUCCCCAGGAAGAAAAAUGGAAAGAUCCCCAUCGUGUCACACGACAUGUACAACCCCCGAGGACCCCAAGCCCAGCUCCCGCCCCAGCCUCGCCUGCGCAAUGCCUCGGUGUCCUAUGACAUCAUUGAAGAACACCCAGCGCCACAAGGAAAGAGACAAGACUUCCCAUCCAGGAACAAGCACAUAGUGGACUUUGCCCUUGAAUAUGUCAAGUUUUCAAAGGAAAGAUACAUCAUGGAUUCAACGCCAGAAAAGCUGAAGAAAGAAUUGGAGGAAGAGUUAAAGUCCAGCAGUGAGGAGCCACGGAGCCAUGCCUGGUAUCAUGGCCGAGUCCCUGGGCAGGUGGCAGAGAACCUUAUCCAGAGAGAUGGAGACUUCUUGAUCCGUGACUCUUUCUCCAGCCCUGGAAACUUUGUGCUGACUUGCCAGUGGAAAAACAUUCCUCACCAUUUUAAAAUCAAGAAAGUGAUCGUCAGACUGAACGAAGGCUACUCCCGAGUGCAAUAUCAGUUUGAGCGAGAAAGCUUUGACAGUGUCCCAGCACUGGUGCGUAGCUACGUGGGGAAUCGCAAAGCACUAACGGAGCACACCGGAGCAAUCAUUUUUCAGCCUAUAAACCGGACUCUUCCACUAAGAUGCAUUGAGGAGAAAUAUGGAAUGUCUGCUUGUGUCAAACAGCAUCAGCAGGUCUAUUCAUCAGAUGGAAAGCUGGACCUAGCGAAGAGACUGAGCUUGAAUAUGUCGAAUGGGCCCUCCCAGGAACGCAGUUUAGCAACGGGAAGUCUUUUAAGAAAUAAAGACAAGAGUGGCAGCCAACCUGCAAGUCUCGACUAUGUUCCAGAUAAACGACGACCUCUGAAAUCACAUCAGUCUGAAAGUUACCUUCCUCUGGGGUCAAAAGCUCAGCAUCAGCAGCUACCACAGCAACAUCAAAAACCAUGCAUGGAAGGAAAUGCUCACACCAAAUCAACAGUGUUCAGGACCGGCAGCGAGCCUGCACUUAGCCCAACGAUUGUCCGAAGGCUCACUUUGGAAACACAGGCUGGUGAAGCACUUAGAGGUUCUGACAGCCAACUCUGCCCUAAGCCACCACCAAAACCCAGCAAAGUACCCUCUAUGAGAAUGCCAAACUCGCCUUUAUUAGCGAAUGACCCCGAGAGAGACAACUGCUUUGAACUAAUGCCUAAUACUCCCAUAGAUGGGCCAAAGACAGAACAGAACGGUUAUGUAGAAAGACUAAGAACUGAAGAGCCAGUAAAACCCCUCUUUCAAAAAUCGGAAUCUAUGCUCAGCAUGUCUGAGGGAAGCUCGUUCCAGUCCACGAUUCCUGUUGCAGAUGAAAACUGGAAGGAAGAGAAGGAAGCCAUUGUGUUCCUUAAACCAGUGUUUGAAACCGUUUCCUGUUUUAAACCCAAUGACUUUAACUCAAAGAUGCUUCCUCCUGACAACAAGCCCCUGGAAACAUCAGUGAUCAAGCACGUCAAAGGACUGUUUGCCAACGUUGACCCCAAAACUAUUGCAAAACACAUCCUUAAAGUGGACAGCCAGGUUGCUAGGAUACUUGACGUUUCUGAAGAAAUGGAGGCAAAGAUGGGAGUGAGCUCAGGUCUGGAACUUAUUACACUGUCUCAUGGGCAUCAACUGCGUCUGGAUCUAAUAGAAAGGCACAAUACAAUGGCUAUUGGGAUUGCAGUGGAUAUCCUUGGCUGCACAGGAAGUUUAGAAGAAAGAGCUGAAGUGUUAAACAAGUUCAUCCAACUCGCACUGGAACUGAAAAAUUCCAUGGGAGAUCUGUACGCUUUCUCGGCUGUAAUGAAAGCCUUAGACAUGCCACAGGUUGCACGUUUAGAACAAACCUGGAUCGCACUGAGGCACAAAUACACCCAAAAUGCUAUCCUCUAUGAGAAGACUCUUAAACCAUUCAUAAAAGCUCUAAAUGAGGGAAAAGAGGAAAUUCCACUCAGCAACACAACAGUACCACUUAUCUUGCCCCUAAUCACACUGAUAGAGCGUCCAUCUGUCACCUUUGAAGGUACUGAAUUGUGGGAAAAUAAUGAUGAGAGCUGUGAAAUAAUGCUCAAACAUCUGGAGAAUGCCCGCUCCAUCACACAGAAUGCUGCUACACACAAAGCCAACACAGAAAAGAUUCUGGAAGAUUUCCAGUCAGAUGAAGAAAUGCUCGAGACGUUUAAGACUGAAUUUGCAAUGAGACUGUUGUGGGGAAGCAAAGGAGCACAAGUCAACCAAACGGAACGAUAUGAAAAAUUUAUAAUGAUCUUAACAGCUUUAUCGCGGAAACUUGAGCCACCGAUCCGUCAUUGAGCACAGUAGAAACAACCGAAAGGCCAACAGACGUGAAAAUAUUAUGUCAGAACAUAACAUGUGAUAAAGAUUUCCUAAUACACUUCCUCAUUAUUGCAAUAGCACCACUGUUUCCAAGUAUCAGUGUUUUAACUACUACUCCAUCUACCAUUGCAUUUCAGCACCGACUUCUUGCAUAUGUUUUAACAUUCCUAUUGAGUUCUCACUAUCUGCAAACUAGAAUUCUGAAAUGCGUUGUUACUGUCCUCUUGUGUGACAUUUUAUAAUAUGUUGUGAUCUUUGAGGCAAUUCAACAAGGUGUUGUGAAGCUGAGGUGUUAGCAUGUAUUCGGUCUCGUUGGGGAAUACUUUAUAGCUGUGCUCAGAUCCUAGUUUAACCAGAAGGUGUUAGAUGUCCCAGUGGAUAUAAAUUGAUUGGUGAAAUUUGUAUCAAUGUUGGAUGCUGUAAAUAUUAACAGUAAAAUUUGGUGUGACUUUGGCCAGAAAGCUUCAUUCACUUAAUAUAUUUUCUUACUGUAAAAUCAAGAACAUGUAAAUACAAUUCUGUAAAAAAAAAAUGACAUAUUUUAUGCAGUAGUGUCCAGAUGUUGUAUUAAUGUGAUCUAAUAAAAUCACAGGACUCGGUUUGUGUUGUGCUUACCCAGGUUUUAUUCCUUUACAAUCACUGUGAAUCUCUCAUAAAUAAAGCUGCCCCUACCUACUCGGUUCUGGUCAUUACUCUUGA
Messenger RNA from Callorhinchus milii (elephant shark), 3648 nucleotides. It is a transcript of the gene bcar3, whose product is annotated as BCAR3 adaptor protein, NSP family member. Gene Ontology annotation, biological process: positive regulation of peptidyl-serine phosphorylation; small GTPase-mediated signal transduction. The coding region runs from base 238 to 2925 and encodes 895 amino acids. The transcript has 14 exons. NCBI's taxonomy places the organism in Eukaryota, Metazoa, Chordata, Chondrichthyes, Chimaeriformes, Callorhinchidae. The record is from RefSeq and is a predicted model, not a curated record. Gene Ontology annotation, molecular function: phosphotyrosine residue binding; guanyl-nucleotide exchange factor activity.